Salvia miltiorrhiza (redroot sage) is the source of this 6356-nucleotide messenger RNA. Its product is annotated as callose synthase 7-like. Gene Ontology annotation, molecular function: 1,3-beta-D-glucan synthase activity. Lineage: Eukaryota; Viridiplantae; Streptophyta; Magnoliopsida; Lamiales; Lamiaceae. Bases 400 to 6141 code for a protein of 1913 amino acids. The record is from RefSeq and is a predicted model, not a curated record. The transcript is spliced from 42 exons. Gene Ontology annotation, cellular component: plasma membrane; 1,3-beta-D-glucan synthase complex. Gene Ontology annotation, biological process: (1->3)-beta-D-glucan biosynthetic process.
AUAGUUAUCUUCGACACUUCUUCUUCUCCAAAGUGGAAUUCUGAUUCACAAGGCAGCUAAAGCCCUCAAAAUCUUUCCACUAUUUAACACAUUUGACGAAAUUAAAGCCACUCAAAAAGCAACCAAUUUUCGAAUUUAUUGCGCCAAAAUUCGUUCCUUCCUCAUAGAGAAACCGAAAGAAAAGGGGAAAAGAUUUUGCCCCACUUCUUCAUCAAAGCAUCAAUCUUUCUCGCUUUGUAUAUAUGCACAGAUGCACUCUUCAACAAGGAUGCUCAGCUGCAACCAAAAGGUUUCUGGAACCGGUGACGAUUUCUCGAGAGUUGAGGGUGAUAGAAAGGGGGGAAAAUUGGAGGGAUUGCGGCGUGGCCGUAGCGGAAGAGGAGUGGCGUUAGCAGUAGCAUGGCGAGUAGUAGUGGGACCAAGGACGAUCUGGGCCCGCCGCGGUCUCUGUCGAAGAGGCUGACGAGGGCGCUAACUGUGAUGGACCCUUCCGACGAAAACUCCGCCGUGGACAGUGAGCUGGUGCCUUCGUCGCUGGCAUUCAUUGCCCCAAUUCUCCGCGUGGCCAAUGAAAUCGAGGAAGAUAAUCCCCGCGUUGCUUAUUUGUGCCGUUUUCAUGCACUUGAGCAAGCGCACAAGGCAGAUCGAACAUCCAGCGGGCGGGGUGUUAGGCAAUUUAAAACAUACUUGCUACACAGACUUGAAAAGGAAGAAGCAGAGACAACACCUAAGCUUGCAAGUAACGAUCCUAGAGAAAUCCAGAAAUAUUAUCAGCUGUUCUAUGAGCACAAUAUCAAAAGGGGGGAACAUACAAAAACACCGGAGGAGAUGGCAAAGAUCUAUCAGAUUGCUACUGUCUUGUAUGAUGUGCUAAGGACGGUAGUGCCGGCAACAAAAGUUGACAGUGAGACCCAAAGAUAUGCUAAAGAUGUUCGGGAGAAAAAAGAACAAUAUGAGCACUUCAACAUUCUUCCCUUGCAUGCUAUUGGUGUUAAACCAGCAAUUAUGGAGCUCCCUGAGAUCAUAGCAGCGCUUCAAGCUAUUCGUUAUGUCGAUUAUCUUCCAACUUUCCAAAUGCCUGAAGAAAGAGAGAGGCCAGUCAAUGAUAUCCUUGAAUGGCUUGCUUUACGUUUUGGGUUUCAGAAAGGAAAUGUUGCUAAUCAGAGGGAGCACUUGAUAUUGCUUCUUGCAAAUAUGGACAUAAGAAACAAGAAUCUUCAGACUUAUGCUCAUUUGGAUGGCAAGAUGAUUCAGGAUUUGAUGGACAGGAUUUUUAAAAAUUAUCAGUCGUGGUGUAAAUAUCUACACCUUAAACAACAUCUGGACUGUCCACGGGAUGAAAGGAGACAACAGUUGCAGCUUCUGUACAUUGGACUUUACCUCCUUAUUUGGGGUGAAGCGUCAAAUAUUCGAUUUAUGCCAGAGUGCUUAUGCUAUAUAUUUCACUGUAUGGCAAAGGAGAUGCAUGAAACUCUUUUCAAUAAUGCUCAACACGUUACUGGAGCUGCUACCCAACUAGCACCACUAGGUGAGGAAUCAUUUCUAAAGAAGAUAGUGACCCCUAUUUAUGACGUUCUGCAAAAGGAAGCCAGGAGAAACAAAGAUGGAAAAGCAAGCCAUUCAGCAUGGAGAAACUAUGAUGAUCUGAAUGAAUACUUUUGGACAAAGAGGUGUUUUAGGUUGAAAUGGCCACUGGAUCUAAAAGCUGAUUUUUUUGUGCAUUCGGUUGUGAUAAAGUCCAGACACAAGAUUGUUUCACAGAGAAAUAACCAGGCUGUCGGAAAUAGAAAGCCCAAGACUAAUUUUGUGGAAGUGCGCACAUUUUGGCACCUUUACAGGAGUUUUGACAGAAUGUGGAUUUUCUUUAUAUUGGCACUCCAGGCAAUGAUUAUAAUUGCAUGGCAUCAACGUGUAUCCUCAAAUGUUCUUUUUGACGAGGAUGUAUUCAGAAGUGUUUUGAGCAUCUUUAUCACUGCUGCCAUUUUGAAUUUCUUGCGAGCUGUCCUCGACAUGGUCCUCAGUUUCAACGCCUGGAGGAGCCUGAAAGUUACCCAGAUACUCCGAUAUCUCCUGAAAUUGGCAAUUGCUACAUUUUGGCUUAUAGUCAUGCCACUGACAUAUUCCAGAUCUAUUCAGAACCCAACUGGGAUAAUGAGAUUAAUCGACAAUUUGGGAGCAGAUUGGCAGAACCAAGACCUUUACUAUUACUGCAUUGCAAUCUAUUUUCUACCUAAUAUGUUAGCUUCCUUCCUCUUUUUAUUUCCUUUUCUGCGGAGAGUCAUGGAACGCUCAAAUUGGCGCAUCAUUGUUCUUCUUAUGUGGUGGGCUCAGCCAAAGCUGUAUAUUGGAAGAGGAAUGCAUGAAGAUAUGUUCUCCCUUUUCAAGUACACACUAUUUUGGAUUACACUGCUAAUAAGCAAGCUAGCAUUUAGCUACUAUGUUGAGAUACUGCCAUUAAUUGAACCGACAAGGACGAUCAUGAAUAUCACUGUCAGUAGUUAUGAUUGGCAUGAUUUCUUUCCAAAUGCAACUCAUAAUAUGGGCGUGGUUAUUGCUAUCUGGGCUCCAGUCAUUCUGGUAUAUUUCAUGGAUACACAAAUAUGGUAUGCUAUAUAUGGAACUAUCAUUGGUGGGAUCUAUGGUGCAUUUAGCCACCUUGGAGAGAUUAGGACCCUUGGCAUGUUAAGGGCAAGAUUUGAAUCUGUUCCUUCAGCUUUCAGCAAGCGUCUUGUUCCAUACUCCAAAGGGGAAGCCAAACGUCAUAGAGGGGAUGACAUAUUUGAGAGAAUAAACAUUGCAAAGUUCUCCCAGAUGUGGAAUGAGUUUAUAUCAUCUCUCAGAAACGAGGACUUGAUCAGUCAUCGGGAGAGAGAUCUGCUUCUUGUGCCUUAUUCAUCAAGUGAUGUUCCUGUUGUCCAGUGGCCUCCUUUCUUGCUUGCCAGUAAGAUUCCAAUAGCACUGGACAUGGCAAAAGAUUUCAAGGAAAACGAAGAUGCUGAACUCUUCAGGAAAAUUAAGAACGAUGAUUUCAUGAAGUCUGCUGUGAUUGAAUGCUACGAGACAUUGAAGCAAGUGCUCAUUGGCCUUCUGCUAGAUGAAGGGGAUAAGGAAAUUAUCAGACAAAUUUGCGACAAAGUUGACAGCAGCAUACAAGAUCGAAGAUUCUUGAGGGAAUUUUACAUGGCUGGGCUGCCUUUAUUAAGUGAGAAAUUGGAUAGAUUUUUCAAACUUCUUAUGGAAGAUUAUGAAGACCUCGAGAUAUACAGAUCUCAGAUCAUAAACACGCUCCAGGAUAUCAUAGAAAUUAUCAUUCAAGAUGUAAUGUUUGAUGGCCAGAAGAUUUUGGAUCAAGGAAAUGAGAAAGAACAGCAGAAGUUUGAUAGGGUAAAUAUCAAUCUCUUGGAGAGCAGCUCCUGGAAGGAAAAGGUUGUCCGACUUCAUUUACUUUUAACUGUGAAAGAGUCAGCAAUCAAUGUCCCAAUGAAUUUAGAAGCUCGGCGACGCAUUACUUUCUUUGCCAACUCUUUAUUUAUGACAAUGCCUUCUGCUCCUAAAGUCCGCAACAUGCUGUCUUUUAGUGUGUUGACACCAUACUAUAGAGAAGAUGUUCUCUAUUCAACGGAUGAGCUUAAAAAGGAAAAUGAGGAUGGCAUUUCAACUUUGUUUUACCUUCAGAAGAUUUAUCCAGAUGAAUGGAAAAAUUAUUUGGAGCGGAUCAAAGACCCCAAACUCAGUUAUGCCAAUAAAGACAGGAAUGAAAUGGAUCGUUAUUGGGUUUCUUACAGGGGACAGACACUUGCUCGGACAGUGAGAGGAAUGAUGUACUAUAGGGAGGCCCUAGAACUUCAAUGCUUUCUGGAUUUUGCUGAUGAUGAUGCUAUAUUUGGAGGCUAUCGGGCCAUUGAUACGACUCACCAUAACUACAGAACUCUUAAGGAACGAGCACAAGCUUUAGCAGAUCUCAAGUUCACUUAUGUUGUAUCUUGCCAGGUCUAUGGUGCACAAAAGAUGUCUAGUGAUCCCCGAGAACGUGGACACUAUCUCAAUAUUCUGAACCUCAUGUUGACGCAUCCAACGCUGCGUAUUGCUUAUAUAGAUGAGAGGGAGGAGACAGUAGAGUCAGUAGACAGUCAAAAGAAAACUGAGAAGGUUUAUUAUUCUGUCUUAGUCAAGGGAGGGGAUAAGCUGGACGAGGAAAUAUACCGUAUCAAGCUUCCAGGCCCUCCAGCUAAAAUCGGAGAGGGGAAACCCGAGAAUCAAAACCAUGCUAUCAUUUUUACCCGUGGAGAAGCCUUGCAAACAAUAGACAUGAAUCAGGAUAAUUAUUUUGAGGAAGCUUUCAAGAUGCGCAAUGUUUUGGAGGAAUUCUUAAAACCUCAUCAUGGACAGAGAAGACCGACAAUUCUGGGAUUGAGGGAGCACAUCUUCACAGGAAGUGUCUCCUCACUUGCUUGGUUCAUGUCCAAUCAAGAAACAAGUUUUGUGACUAUUGGGCAAAGGAUUUUGGCAAACCCUUUAAGGGUAAGGUUCCACUACGGGCAUCCCGAUAUUUUUGACAGAAUCUUUCAUUUGACAAGAGGUGGCUUGAGCAAAGCUUCAAAAACAAUCAACUUGAGUGAAGAUAUAUUUUCUGGAUACAAUUCAACACUGCGGAAUGGCUAUGUAACGCAUCAUGAAUACAUCCAAGUGGGUAAGGGACGAGAUGUUGGCAUGAAUCAGAUAUCUCUAUUUGAGGCGAAGGUUGCAAAUGGCAACGGAGAGCAGACUCUUAGCAGAGAUGUCUAUCGACUUGGACGUAGGUUUGAUUUCUACAGAAUGCUGUCCUUCUACUUCACCACAGUCGGGUUUUACUUCAGUAGCAUGGUUACUGUGCUUAUUGUUUACGUCUUCUUAUAUGGACGACUAUACAUGGUCUUGAGUGGUUUAGAAAAGCGAAUUCUGGAUGAUCCGUAUAUUCGUCAGAGUAAAGCUCUUGAGGAGGCUUUGGCAACUCAAUCUCUUUUUCAGCUAGGCCUGUUGCUGGUGUUGCCCAUGGUGAUGGAAAUCGGCCUUGAGCGAGGCUUUCGAACUGCCAUUGGCGAUUUAAUCAUCAUGCAAUUGCAGCUGGCAUCUGUCUUCUUCACAUUUCAGCUUGGAACAAAAGCCCACUAUUAUGGUAGAACCCUGUUACAUGGGGGGUCGAAAUACCGAGCCACAGGGCGUGGCUUUGUCGUCUUUCAUGCCAAGUUUGCUGAUAACUAUAGAAUGUAUUCCCGCAGUCACUUUGUCAAAGGUUUGGAGCUUUUGUUACUUUUGAUCAUCUACGAGGUAUAUGGGCACUCCUACCGCAGUUCAUCACUAUAUUUCUUCAUCACCUUUUCAAUGUGGUUCCUUGUUGCUUCCUGGCUGUUCGCUCCUUUCGUUUUUAACCCAUCCGGUUUCGACUGGCAAAAGACCGUGGAUGAUUGGACGGAUUGGAAGAAGUGGAUGGGAAACCGUGGUGGGAUCGGGAUUGCACAGGAUAAAAGUUGGGAAUCUUGGUGGAAUGGAGAGCAUGAACACUUGAAAUACACUAAUAUAAGGGGCAGAGUGCUGGAGAUCAUCCUUGCAUCUCGAUUUUUCAUAUACCAGUACGGCAUUGUCUAUCGCCUCAAAAUAUCACACGGCCGCAAGGAGAUCAUGGUCUACGGUUUGUCUUGGUUUGUGAUGCUCACAGUUCUUCUCGUCUUAAAGAUGGUGUCGAUGGGGAGACGGAAGUUUGGUACAGACUUUCAGCUCAUGUUUAGGAUUCUGAAAGCGCUUCUGUUCCUCGGGUUUGCAUCAGUGAUGACUGUGCUAUUUGUUGUUGCUGGCCUUGCUAUCAGUGAUAUCUUUGCUGCUACGUUGGCCUUCUUGCCCACCGGGUGGGCCCUGAUCCUCAUUGCUCAAGCAUGCGCGCCUUGCUUGAAGGGCAUCGGACUUUGGGAGUCUGUGAUGGAACUGUCACGAGCUUACGAGGCCAUAAUGGGCCUCGUGAUCUUCAUGCCGGUUGUUGUGCUGUCGUGGUUCCCUUUCAUGUCUGAGUUCCAGACGCGUCUGCUCUUCAACCAAGCCUUCAGUCGGGGCCUCCAGAUAUCAAUGAUUUUGUCCGGGAGGAAGGAGGAGAAGUCUUCGGCCUCUUGAAAUUUUCUGGGUUUUGAUCAUUACUGUCUUAUCAGAUACUAUAAUUCACAUUACUUACCGUUUCAGUUGAGCUCAUCAUACUUUUACUUUUGUGCUUACUAUUGUACUGCAAUUAUAGGCUGUGUAAAAACCAUGUAGCCAAAAUAGCAUAUGGUUAUUGGUUAACAUCUUUUUCCACACUAGUAUAUCUAACUCAAAUUCCAUUACAAUUUACA